UAUAGAAUUAUGAAUAAAAUUUUACAAUUUGUAUUUAUUAUCGGAAUUGUGGUAACUUUUGUUGCCACAAAUCCAAUUGAAACAUCUGAAGAAUGGUUGGCAGCAGAUAAAGAAUGGUGGCAAACUGCCGUUUUCUAUCAAAUUUAUCCAAGAUCAUUCCAAGAUAGUGAUGGUGAUGGAAAUGGAGAUUUAAAUGGAAUCAGAGAACGACUUCCACAUUUAAAAGAUAUUGGAGUUACUUCAGCAUGGCUUUCUCCAAUUUAUAAAUCACCUCAAGUAGAUGGGGGCUACGAUAUCUCAGAUUUUAAAGAUAUUGAUCCAAUGUUCGGUACUUUAGAAGAUUUUGAUAAAUUAGUAGCUGAAGCCAAAAAGCUUGAUAUUAAAAUUGUCCUUGAUUUUGUGCCAAAUCAUUCAAGCGAUAAACAUGAAUGGUUUGAGAAAUCGAUAAAACGGAUUGAACCAUAUACCAGUUUUUAUGUAUGGGCUGAUGCAAAAAUUGUAAAUGGUACACGACAACCACCAAAUAAUUGGAUUAGUUGGUUUCGUAAAAGUGCAUGGGAAUGGAAUGAGGAACGUGGACAAUAUUAUUUACAUCAGUUUGCAAUUCAACAACCUGAUUUAAAUUAUCGAAAUCCAUUUUUGGUUGAAGAAAUGAAGAAUGUAUUACGAUUUUGGAUGGAUCGUGGUGUUUCUGGAUUCCGGGUUGAUACACUUCCAAGUUUAGUAGAAGUUGAAUCAUCGCCAGAUGAACCAUUAAAUCCAAAUCCGGGUGAUGAUUGUUUGCCAGAAGAUCAUUGUUACCAUGAUCAUAUCUAUACGAAUGAUCAACCUUUGACUUACGAUAUUUUGGCUCAAUGGCGUGAUGUUUUGAAGGAGCAUUCUGCUGCUACAGAUAAAGUUCCAAGAGUGAUUAUGAUUGAAUCUGCUAGUAGAAUUGAUUUGAAUAUGAGAUAUUAUGGAAAUGAAACUCAUGACGGAGCUUGUUUCCCAUUUAAUUUCUUUAUUAUAUUCAAUUUAACAAAAGAAUCGGACGCCACUGAUUAUAAAUAUUUAAUUGAGAACUACUUUACAUAUUUACCAAAAGGUCGUACUCCUAACUGGGUGCUAGGAAAUCAUGAUCGCAAUCGGGUAGGCAGUCGUAUGGGCGUUGGACGUAUUGAUGCUUUAAAUAUGUUAAUAAUGACAUUGCCAGGUGUUGCGAUUUCAUACAAUGGAGAAGAAAUUGGUCAAGAAGAUGGUUAUGUAUCUUGGGAAGAUACACAAGAUCCUUGGGGAUUAAACGCUGGUGAAGAUCGAUAUUUAUUAUUUACACGUGAUCCAGAACGAACACCUUUGCAUUGGGAUACAACUAAAAAUGCUGGAUUUAGUACAGCCAAUAAAACAUGGUUACCGGUUAGCGAAAAGUAUAAGGAAACAAAUGUAAAAGCUCAAGCUCCAGCUAAUGUUGAUUCGCAUUACAAUGUUUAUAAAACAUUGAUUCAGUUACGCAAAAAAUCAACGUUCCAAAACGGUGAAUUAACGGUCCAAGCAAUUGGCAAAAAUGUUUUGGUUGCAAUCAGAGAAUUGAAAAAUUCACCUAGUUAUUUAUCAGUAUUAAAUUUGGGUGACCAAAAUGAAAUUAUUGAUUUAUCCAACAUUGAAAUUAAUUCGGCCACGAAAAAAUUGAAAGUGGAAGUUGCUAGUGUAGGAGCUAAAAUUAAAAAAGGAUCUAUAAUUUCGGCCGAGAAAUUGGAAUUAGGUCCAAAUGAAUCUUAUGUUUUGUCCACUGAUCUUUGAAGACUUUAUUCAUGAAAAAAUAAACUAAUACUGGAUUGUUCAACAAGAUAUCACCACUUAUAUGGUGGUACAUAAUUUGUAAUUUUCGAUCAUUGGAGCCUAUAAAUUGCUGCCGGACUGACUUUAGAAGAGAUUCCAAAGUCAUAUGUCUAUUGUCAUAUUUAGGUUUUAACGAUAGAACAUAAAUAAAUUUUGUACUACCAUAUAAAUGUUAACAUCUUAUUGAACA
This is a messenger RNA of Chrysoperla carnea, 2005 nucleotides long. Its product is annotated as maltase A3-like. The record is from RefSeq and is a predicted model, not a curated record. NCBI's taxonomy places the organism in Eukaryota, Metazoa, Arthropoda, Insecta, Neuroptera, Chrysopidae. The transcript is spliced from 6 exons. Gene Ontology annotation, biological process: carbohydrate metabolic process. Bases 10 to 1776 code for a protein of 588 amino acids.